GUUCACAGACGCGGAGGCGGUGGUGAUGGGUGACGUGACCUACGGCGCGUGCUGCGUGGACGACUACACGGCCCGGGCCCUGGGUGCUGACUUCUUGGUGCACUACGGACACAGCUGCCUGAUUCCCAUUGACGCCUCGCAGGGGCUGAAGAUGCUCUAUGUGUUUGUGGACAUAAAGAUCGACACGUCCCAUUUUCUUGAGACCAUUCGCUUCAAAUUUGCAGCAGGGUCUGUCCCUGCUGUCCGGCUGACCCUGCGUCUCCUGCAGGCGGCAUCGCCGGAGCUGCGCUCCCAGUACAAGGUGUGUGUGCCCCAGUGCAAGCCGCUGUCUCCAGGGGAGAUCCUGGGCUGCACGUCACCCCGGCUCGCCCAGGACACAGACGCCAUCGUGUAUUUGGGCGACGGGCGCUUCCACUUGGAGUCCAUCAUGAUUGCCAACCCGGGGAUACCUGCCUACAG
Molecule: messenger RNA, 459 nt
Organism: Fulmarus glacialis (Northern fulmar)
Lineage: Eukaryota; Metazoa; Chordata; Aves; Procellariiformes; Procellariidae
Gene: DPH1
Product: diphthamide biosynthesis 1
Exons: 4
Biological process (GO): protein histidyl modification to diphthamide
Molecular function (GO): 2-(3-amino-3-carboxypropyl)histidine synthase activity
Source: RefSeq, a predicted model, not a curated record